AUGGUAGGAACAGCAAUUAAAGAAGGAUGGUUAACAAAACAAGGAGGUAUCAUCAAAUCAUGGAAGAAUAGAUGGUUUGUGUUGUACAAUGAUAACAAGUUAUCUUAUUUCAAGACGGCAUAUGAUACUGUACCCAUUGAUACUAUAUCAUUGUCAAAUAUGGUUCAGAUACCGGUUAUCAAGACUGUCAACAAUGCACAUACCAUAGAGUUGAGUGUAGAGGGGAGAACCUAUUUCUUGGCAGCUCAAACACUCGAUGAAGCAACUGAAUGGUUGGUACUAUUCAAAGAGAGAACGACAGAGGUUGCGCGAAGAAACUCUAUCAUAUCGGCAACAAAACGUGAAGCUUCAUUGGGUGGAAGUGGCAACAGUCUUCCAACCACACCAUCAAAGAAUAAUUCUCCACUCAAUACAAGUAGUAAUAAUGUUAAACUUAAUUCUUCAUCAAAUAAUACAUCACCAAUAUUAUCUUCUUCACAAUCUUUGAAUCUUGAUAAUAAUAAUAAUAUUAAGGUUCCAGAGGAAAAAGUGACAACAUUGGAUAUCAAAGGAUUGAUGUGUAAACAUUGUGAAGAUCAAGUCAUCAAGAUGAUGAAUAAUGCAAGAGGUGUAAAUAAUUUCCAAGUGUUGGCUGAUGAUGACAGACUGGUCGUUCACGGUACAUUGGAUGUCAAUGUAAAUAAUAUCAUCACUACUCUUGAAUCACAAGGUUUCAUUGUAUCAAUUGCUACUUGA
This is a messenger RNA of Cavenderia fasciculata, 735 nucleotides long. RefSeq lists its product as uncharacterized. Lineage: Eukaryota; Evosea; Eumycetozoa; Acytosteliales; Cavenderiaceae. Gene Ontology annotation, molecular function: metal ion binding. The coding region runs from base 1 to 735 and encodes 244 amino acids. The record is from RefSeq and is a predicted model, not a curated record. The transcript is spliced from 2 exons.